CUUCUUCCUUGGUUUUGAGAUAAAUUAUAUAAAUUAUACUUCCUUUCAGCCUCGGUUUCAUCAACAUCUUCACCAUGACCACUAUGAGCGCUACCAUGGAGCACUGGAGGGAAUCUGUCGAUGAAGCCCGCACCCUCAUCCUGUCCCUCUCCUCCAUUUUCCAGUCAUCACCAAAACCCUCAUCUUCCUCAUUCUUCCUCUCCUCGUUUGCAGAUCAUGAUGACCCUGCCAAGUCUCUCCUCACCUCUAAAGAAGCUUAUUCUUUGAUUGCCUCCUGUCUCUCCUCCUCUGUCUCUGGAGCUUCCUCUGAUCCCUUUUGUCAUUGGCUUUAUGAUACCUACAUCUCCUCUAUCCUCUCUCUCCGCCUCUUUUCCUUAUCCUUCCUUCCCAUCAUCUCCAACCUCUACCUAUCUCGCUUUGCCACUGACCUUCCUUCACCAAUAACUCCAUCUGCAGGCUUUGAGGCCAUCCUUCUUGCCUUUUACAACUCACAAAUCCAAUCUCAGAAUUAUGAAUCUCGCUCCAUUUCCCUUCCUGAUCUUACCAAACCCUCUAUUUACCAUUCUCCCUCAGAACUGAAGUUCAAUCAGUCAGUUCGACUAGAUAAGAUAGUUGAAGAGAAUAUGAGUCCUGACACAUCAACCAGCUCAAGAUCUUCCUUAGGGGUUAAGUCAUUGGAGCCACAGAUCACAAUUAAAUCCACUCAACGCCCACUUAUUGUUGGACUUGCAUUUGACUGCUACCACCAACACAUUGCAGAGAUCCCUGUCUGGUCCAAGAUAGACUUCUGUGAAGUCGUGGCAGCAUGGGCUGGUCAGUGUAAUUGUUCUAAGGGCAAUGAGAAUGACAACAGGUGUGAGAGUGAAAACAUUGUGAAGGAGAUGAGAAGACUUGAGAUUGGAAAAGGUGGUAGUAAUCUUGAAUGUGAAAAGGGAGUCAAAAUCUUGCUUCCAUGGGAAUUAUUGCAACCUAUCUUGAAGAUCCUGGGGCAUUGUUUGAUGGGUCCUUUUUGUCCAGAAGAGGUUAAGAGUUCUGCUUCAGUUGCUGUGAGGAGAAUAUAUGCUAGGGUGAGUCAUGACUUGAAUCCCCAGGCAAUCUUAGCGACCCGAUGCCUCAUCCAGCUUGAUAACAGGGCCAGAGAUAAGGCUGCCCAGAAGGCAGCUGCAGCAGCAAGGAUCCAUUCAGGUUACAUGGUGCAAUGCACUUUGCAUCUAUACACUUUUCACCUUAAACCAACAGGAGUAACAAGUUUGGGCAGGGUUAGAUUCAAACAAAGCUACCUAACUAUAAGCAGUUUAUAGGAAAGUCCUUAGCCUAGAAGGAAAAAUACAGAGUUUCUCUACCUGUUUGAAGAUUUUUUUUUUUCUUUGACUGAUCAAUGCACAUGUAAUGUCACUAAUCUAAGCAUUUUCCAUCUUCAGGUCAGCCAAAGGAUUGUUCAAUAGAAGGGAGUUCGAGUGUCAAUAUCAUUCCUGAUGAGAUUGCUGCAUCCAGGAGAAUCUGAUCAAAUAGACUAUCUUCUUUCUGUGUUUUCUGAUAUUUUUAUUUAUUCUGUGUUAAGGCCGAGUUCCUUCCUAGAAAUUGUGCAUUUUUUUCCAAAUCUUUAGCGAACUGUUAUGCCGAAGGCAAACUCAAGAAAAUGGAUUUGGAAGUAAUGAUACUUGAAUGUGAUAUCUUACAUGAUGUACAAUUUUUGGCUAGGGAAGGAAUACAUGUUCAAUCAUCUG
Rubroshorea leprosula is the source of this 1727-nucleotide messenger RNA. The record is from the annotation of a GenBank genome assembly. Lineage: Eukaryota; Viridiplantae; Streptophyta; Magnoliopsida; Malvales; Dipterocarpaceae.